GGGCCAGACUGGCACCUGAAGAUGCCCAAGAUGAAAAUGCCCAAGUUCAGCAUGCCUGGGUUCAAAGCAGAGGGCCCAGAAGUAGAUGUGAACCUGCCUAAGGCUGACAUUGAUGUCUCAGGGCCAAAAGUUGACAUUGAGGCCCCAGAUGUGAGCAUCGAGGGGCCAGAAGGGAAGCUGAAGGGUCCCAAGUUUAAGAUGCCUGACAUGCAUUUCAAGGCUCCUAAGAUCUCCAUGCCUGAUGUGGACUUGAAUAUUAAGGGGCCCAAAGGAAAAGCAGAUAUGGAUGUAUCAUUGCCUGAGGUAGAGGGUGAAAUGAAAGUGCCAGAUGUGGACAUUAAAGGGCCCAAAGUUGGCAUUGAUGCUCCAGAUGUUGAAGUUCAUGGCCCAGACUGGCACCUUAAGAUGCCAAAAAUGAAAAUGCCUAAGUUCAGUAUGCCUGGCUUCAAAGGAGAAGGCCCAGAAGUGGAUGUGAGCCUGCCCAAGGCUGACAUUGAUGUCUCAGGGCCAAAAGUUGACAUUGAGGCCCCAGAUGUGAGCAUCGAGGGGCCAGAAGGGAAGCUGAAGGGUCCAAAGUUUAAAAUGCCUGACAUGCACUUCAAGGCCCCUAAGAUUUCCAUGCCUGAUGUUGAUUUCAACUUAAGGGGUCCUAAAAUCAAAGGAGAUAUUGAUGUUUCAGUCCCAAAGAUUGAGGGAGAACUACAGGGUCCAGAACUGGAUGUCAAGGGCCCCAAAUUGGAUGCCGACAUGCCAGAAGUAGCUGUGGAAGGCCCAGAAGGUAAAUGGAAAAGUCCUAAAUUCAAGAUGCCAGACAUGCACUUUAAAGCUCCCAAAAUCUCCAUGCCAGACAUUGACCUUCACUUAAAGAGUCCGAAGAUAAAGGGAGAAGUUGAUGUAGAUAUUCCCAAAUUGGAAGGAGAUCUCAAAGGGCCAAAUGUGGACCUGAGUGGGCCAGACAUUGAGAUUGAAGGACCAGAAGGAAAAUUGAAAGGUCCUAAGUUCAAGAUGCCUGAAAUGAACAUCAAAGCCCCCAAGAUCUCUAUGCCUGAUUUGCAUCUUAAGGGUCCCAAACUA
Messenger RNA from Peromyscus maniculatus bairdii (prairie deer mouse), 1074 nucleotides. The record is from RefSeq and is a predicted model, not a curated record. Lineage: Eukaryota; Metazoa; Chordata; Mammalia; Rodentia; Cricetidae.